This is a messenger RNA of Jaculus jaculus (lesser Egyptian jerboa), 2202 nucleotides long. RefSeq names its product heparin binding EGF like growth factor (gene Hbegf). Bases 162 to 788 code for a protein of 208 amino acids. Gene Ontology annotation, biological process: positive regulation of mitotic nuclear division; epidermal growth factor receptor signaling pathway; positive regulation of cell population proliferation. Lineage: Eukaryota; Metazoa; Chordata; Mammalia; Rodentia; Dipodidae. The transcript has 6 exons. Gene Ontology annotation, molecular function: heparin binding. The record is from RefSeq and is a predicted model, not a curated record.
CGCCCGGAGGCAUCUGCGCUCUGGUCCCAGACAGGCUUGCACCCACAGGCGGGCUGCAGGACCCUGCCCGGCGGAAUCUCCGCGCGCUCCGGUGCAGGCGCCCGGUGGCCGCCCGCCCCCAAAGUGAUUACCGCCUCGCCGUCUCCGCUCAGCCCGGGACCAUGAAGCUGCUGCCGUCGGUGGUGCUGAAGCUCUUUCUGGCCUCGGUGCUGUCCGUGUUGGUGACCGGCGAGAGCCUGGAGCGCCUUCGGAGGGGUCUCCCGGCCGGAACUAGCAACCCGGACCCUCCCACUGGAUCGACCGACCAGCUGCUACCCACGGGAGGUGACCAUGCUCGGGAGAUCCUGGGCUUGGAAGAGGCCGAUCUGGACCUCUUCAGAGUUGCUUUCUCCUCCAAGCCACAAGCUCUAGCCACGCCAAGUAAAGAAGAGAAUGGGAAAAGAAAGAAGAAAGGCAAGGGAUUAGGGAAGAAGAGAGACCCAUGUCUUCGGAAAUAUAAGGAUUUCUGCAUCCAUGGAGAAUGCAAAUACCUGAAGGAGCUCCGGGCUCCAUCAUGCAUCUGCCACCCAGGCUACCAUGGAGAGAGGUGUCAUGGGCUGAGCCUGCCGGUGGAGAACCGCCUAUAUACAUACGACCAUACUACUAUUCUGGCUGUGGUGGCUGUGGUGCUGUCUUCUGUGUGUCUGCUUGUCAUAGUGGGCCUUCUCAUGUUUCGGUACCAUAGGCGAGGAGGUUAUGAUGUGGAAAAUGAAGAGAAAGUGAAGUUGGGCAUGACUAAUUCCCACUGAGAGGGACUUGUGCUCAAGGAACCUAUGGGGGAAUGGCUACCUCUGAGAAGACACCAGUUUAUUUAAAGUUCUGCAGAGAGAAAGGACUUGACAACUAGCCAUGAAGACUUCUUUGUUCCCAGUGCUGUCUUGACUGGGUCUCCUGAAACUGCAUUGCAAAAAUACUGGAGCUUCAAGUGCCAAACACAAUAUAUCCAAUGGGAUCUGGAUCAGAAGAAAGCAGAGCCCUUUGGGCCCUUCUGAUUCCCUUCUACCAAAAACUCACUUCUCUCGUCAGCUCACUUAAACAUUUGUCUUCUGGACUAAAAUGCUAGCUAAAUUCUAUAUGCUCCAGUAUCUUUGACUGAAAAAGAGGAAGAGGAGAGAACAAAAGAAAGAUAUAUAGACUGGAUAAAAGCAACAGAAUUGAGGAUCCAUGUACUCACGUAGCCAUGAAGGGAUCUGCUGUUUGGACGCUCCAGUGCUGGAUUUGAUGAGCUAACUGUGAAAUACCACAAGCCCAAGACUCUGGUUUUUGGGACUUCUACCCAGAGGGAAAAAAAUAACAACUAUUUUUUGUUUUUGUUAUUUGUUUGUAAAAUGCCUCUUAAAUUAUAUAUUUAUUUUAUUGUAUGUAUGUUAAUUUAUUUAGUUUUUAACAAUCUAACAAUAAUAUUUCAAGUGCCUAGACUGUUACUUUGGCAAUGUCUUGGCCCUCCUCUUUGCAUCCUCACUAUCUGGCUCAGUGCCACACUCCCAUGCUACAAAUCUGAGGUGGCUCUGUGAUCCAUCUGUAGUAAUUUAUUGUCUGUCUACAUUUCAGAAGAUGUCCCAGGAACUCUGUUCCAUGGGGAAUGUGAGCUCGCUCUGGAUACAGGGGUUCACUCGGACAGAGCCAUUCUGUAGUUGGAUUGCAGUCUUGCCUAGGCGGUUUUGUCCACUGUUUGUGUUUUGAAAGCCCAAGGUGCUGAUGUCAAGUGUAACAGAUAUUGGUGUUUCCCCUGUCCUCUCCCAGCCAAUCUCAGAAGAGGUUGGGCCACCAUGCUUGCAGCUUUCCUGCACCCUUACUUAUCCUGUCCCAGCGUGGGAACACACCCUCCCUUGUGUCAAGACAUUUCUCUUACUCCUGCCAUUCUCCUGGUGCUACUCCAUGCAGGGGUCAAUGCAACAGGACAGUCUGAAGGGAUUAGUGAAGAAAAGGCUGAGGAGGAACAGGGAACGGUAGAUUUGACUGUUCUUGGUAACUGACUGAUUAAUUGCCAAUUGCAGGUAGGUUUGGGGUGGCCACACCCGUCUUACCAAAACUUCAGAGGUAUGUUGUCAUGGUCCCUUCUGGAAGUGUCUGGUGCCAUAUCUGAACUGUUACAACCUGUAUUUCCAAAAUUGAUUCAUAUUUAUACUUUGCAAUCCAAAUAAAGGUAACCCUUACUCCCUA